GAGAGUUGCUACAUACUUGCCUGCUUUUUGCUCCAGGUGCACUUUGUUCCAGACGCUGGAACUGUGGCUCAGAUUGUCUACACUGAUGACCAGGUUCGCCCACCCCAGCAGGUGGUGUACACAGCAGAUGGUGCCUCCUAUACUUCAGUGGAUGGUCCAGAGCACACACUAGUGUACAUCCAUCCUGUGGAAGCUGCGCAGACUCUGUUUACAGACCCAGGCCAGGUAGCUUAUGUCCAACAGGAUGCUGCCACAGCUCAGCAGGCCUCGUUGCCAGUGCAUAACCAGGUGCUGCCUUCAAUUGAGAGUGUGGAUGGUUCCGACCCUUUGGCAACUCUGCAGACGCCUAUAGGUAGACUGGAGGCAAAAGAGGAAGAGGAGGAGGAGGAGGAGGAGGAGGAUACAGAGGAGGAUGAGGAGGAGGACGGUGAAGACACAGAUCUGGAUGAUUGGGAGCCAGACCCACCCCGACCCUUCGACCCACACGACUUAUGGUGCGAGGAGUGUAAUAACGCACAUUCUUCCGUGUGCCCAAAGCAUGGCCCCUUGCAUCCGAUCCCCAACCGGCCCGUGCUCACUCGAGCGAGAGCGAGUCUGCCCCUGGUGCUGUACAUAGACAGGUUCCUUGGAGGAGUGUUCUCCAAACGGCGCAUUCCCAAGCGCACCCAGUUUGGCCCUGUGGAGGGACCCCUCGUCAGGGGGUCUGAACUGAAGGACUGUUAUAUUCAUCUAAAGGUUUCUCUUGAUAAAGGGGACAGAAAAGACAGAGAUUUGCAUGAAGACCUGUGGUUUGAGUUGUCUGAUGAGACCCUUUGUAACUGGAUGAUGUUUGUGCGUCCAGCCCAGAACCACCUGGAGCAGAACCUAGUGGCUUACCAGUAUGGCCACCAUGUGUAUUACACAACAAUAAAGAAUGUGGAGCCCAAGCAGGAACUGAAGGUGUGGUAUGCUGCUUCCUAUGCUGAGUUUGUGAAUCAGAAAAUUCAUGAUAUUUCUGAGGAAGAAAGGAAAGGUGAUUGGACAACAAGAGGCAGAGGAAGGGGACGAGGCAAGAGGCGAUUUGGCCCAGGUCGACGGCCAGGGCGUCCUCCAAAAUUUAUCCGCCUGGAAAUAACCAGCGAAAAUGGGGAAAAGAGUGAUGAUGGGACACAGGACUUGCUACAUUUUCCCACAAAGGAGCAGUUUGAUGAGGCUGAACCAGCUACUCUGAAUGGGCUGGAUCAACCUGAACAGACCAGUAUCCCGAUCCCUCAGCUGCCACAGGAAACCCAGUCAUCUCUGGAACGUGAACCAGAAACUCACACCCUGCAUCUGCAGCCACAGCCUGAAGAGAGCGUAGGGCCCACCCAGUGCACGCUGACGGCUGAUGACAUGCGCAGAGCCAAACGUAUCCGAUUGGAGCUGCAGAAUGCAGCUCUUCAGCAUCUGUUUAUUCGGAAGUCCUUCCGGCCUUUCAAAUGUUUGCAGUGUGGGAAGGCCUUCCGAGAAAAGGACAAACUGGACCAACACUUGCGCUUCCAUGGGCGGGAGGGGAACUGCCCGUUGACCUGUGAUCUCUGUAACAAGGGCUUCAUCAGCAGUGCGUCCUUGGAGAGCCACAUGAAGCUCCACUCGGAUCAGAAGACUUACUCUUGCAUUUUUUGCUCAGAAUCCUUUGAUCGCCUUGAUUUGUUGAAAGAUCAUGUGGCCAUUCAUAUCAAUGAUGGCUACUUCACCUGUCCAACUUGUAAGAAACGGUUCCCAGAUUUUAUCCAGGUGAAAAAACACGUUCGCAGCUUCCACUCAGAAAAGAUCUACCAGUGCACAGAGUGUGAUAAGGCCUUCUGUCGCCCAGACAAACUGCGACUCCACAUGCUCAGGCAUUCGGACCGCAAAGACUUCCUGUGUUCGACCUGUGGGAAGCAAUUUAAGCGAAAAGACAAACUGCGGGAACACAUGCAAAGGAUGCAUAAUCCUGAGAGGGAGGCCAAGAAAGCUGACCGCAUCAGCCGCUCCAAGACGUUCAAGCCUCGCAUCACGUCCACAGACUACGACAGCUUCACGUUCAAGUGCCGCCUGUGCAUGAUGGGCUUCCGGCGGCGGGGCAUGCUGGUAAAUCACUUAUCAAAGAGGCACCCAGACAUGAAGAUAGAAGAGGUGCCAGAGUUAACUCUACCCAUCAUCAAACCCAACCGUGAUUACUUUUGUCAGUAUUGUGAUAAGGUUUAUAAAAGUGCCAGCAAGCGUAAAGCCCAUAUUCUGAAGAACCAUCCAGGAGCCGAGCUCCCACCAAGCAUUCGGAAACUUCGCCCCGCUGGUCCUGGAGAGCCAGACCCCAUGCUGAGCACCCACACCCAGCUGACGGGCACCAUAGCCACCCCUCCUGUCUGCUGCCCUCACUGCUCCAAACAGUAUAGCAGCAAGACCAAGAUGGUCCAACACAUUCGAAAGAAGCAUCCGGAGUAUGCCCAGCUCCCUAACACCAUACAUACACCAUUGACAACAGCUGUGAUAAGUGCCACCCCAGCUGUGUUAACGACAGAUAGUGCCACUGGAGAGACCGUGGUGACAACAGACCUGCUAACCCAAGCAAUGACAGAACUGUCCCAGACCUUAACAACAGAUUACCGAACGCCACAAGGAGACUACCAGAGAAUUCAGUAUAUCCCUGUGUCACAGUCUGCGUCUGGUCUCCAGCAACCUCAGCAUAUCCAGCUUCAAGUGGUGCAAGUGGCCCCGGCCACCUCCCCUCACCAGUCUCAGCAGUCCACGGUGGACGUCGGCCAGCUCCAUGACCCUCAGACCUACACCCAGCACGCCAUCCAGGUGCAGCACAUCCAGGUGACUGAGCCCCCCACCUCAGCCCCGGCACCCUCCCAGGUAGCUGGGCAGCCGUUGAGUCCCUCUGCCCAGCAGGCUCAGCAGGAGCUCAGCCCGUCCCGUAUACCAGGAAGCUCUUCCACACAGGGGCAGGCGCUGCAGCAGCAGCAGCAGCAGCAGAGUUCCUCUGUACAACACACAUACCUGCCCAACGCUUGGAACUCCUUCCGUGGCUAUUCAUCUGAGAUUCAAAUGAUGACACUUCCCCCAGGUCAGUUUGUGAUUACAGACAGUGGUGUGGCAACUCCUGUUGCGUCUGGCCAGGUGAAGGCUGUUACUCCGGGUCAUUAUGUGUUAUCAGAAAGUCAACCAGAAUUGGAGGAAAAGCAAACUUCUGCCCUCUCCGGUGGAGUUCAGGUUCAGCCGUCUGCACAUAGUGACUCCCUGGACUCCCAGAGCACCAGUCAACAACAGACCACACAGUACAUCAUCACAACCACCACCAAUGGAAACGGAAGCAGUGAAGUGCACAUUACUAAACCAUGACCUUCUCCCUGAGCUAGAAUUG
Galeopterus variegatus (Sunda flying lemur) is the source of this 3367-nucleotide messenger RNA. RefSeq names its product PR domain containing 10 (gene PRDM10). Gene Ontology annotation, molecular function: protein binding. The annotation marks the transcript as partial. The transcript has 20 exons. NCBI's taxonomy places the organism in Eukaryota, Metazoa, Chordata, Mammalia, Dermoptera, Cynocephalidae. Gene Ontology annotation, biological process: regulation of gene expression. The record is from RefSeq and is a predicted model, not a curated record. Gene Ontology annotation, cellular component: nucleus.